Messenger RNA from Drosophila innubila, 328 nucleotides. RefSeq lists its product as uncharacterized. The transcript has a single exon. Lineage: Eukaryota; Metazoa; Arthropoda; Insecta; Diptera; Drosophilidae. The coding region runs from base 34 to 204 and encodes 56 amino acids. Gene Ontology annotation, cellular component: mitochondrion. The record is from RefSeq and is a predicted model, not a curated record.
UACACAGCUAAAGAGAACAGAACAACAGAGAAGAUGGUGCUUGGUCUGGAUAAACGUGCUAUGUGGGCGGCGGUGCCACUGCUUGGCUUUGCCAUCGGUCACUUCCUGGACAAGAAAGAGACGGAACGCAUGUCACUGUUCCGUGACAAGAGCGCACUGUACGCUCGUCCCGCCGGCAGCGAGGAUAAGCCGCCAUCUUGGUGAUUAGCAUUAAGUUUGCAUAAUAACAACAUAUGCAUACGUUAUAAUUCACAACUUGCUUUUUGUUUCUCUCACUGUCAUUCAAAUAAACUGUAAAAUGGCCAUGUGAAAUGUUGAUCUAUAGAUG